UUUAGCCAACCAAAACUCAAUUCAGUUUACUUAUGUGGUGUAGUUCACAGAAAGUGCUUGUUUAACCAUUUCAAUCACAUAGAUUUCAGUUUACUAUUUUAGAUGGUAAAAGGUUUUCUAUUUUCAGGGAAGCUACUGUUUUAAGACAAGUAUAUUCAGGUAUUCGAUGUGACUUUGAAGGGCCUACUUUAUUGUCUCCUUAUUCAGACAUAUAAACAGAAAAAAAAAAAGUUUUUCUCCUCUCUAUAAGAGGCAGAACAUUGACUAAAUUAUUAAAAAUGCCUCCAAUAAAAAGUAGUCGGAGUGAUUAGGCAGAAAAGGCUCCAGCUUGGAGAGGAACGCCCAUCCCUGAAUCAACCACCAGGCGGAAGUGAAAGGAAACGACCUCCGUCAGGAGCUCCAGUUCGGCGGCGGAGACAUGAGCGCUUCAAACUUUAACUCCGUUCUGCUGGACAUUUCAAAUAAGCUCAAAGCGGAAAACCUAGAACAACUCAAGUUUCUAGUUCGAGACCACAUUGGGAAACAAAAGUUGGAAAGGAUCAAAACAGGACACCAACUGUUUGAGAUUCUGACAGAAAGAGGCCAACUAGGACAGGACAACGCAGACUAUCUAUGCCAGCUUCUGCGGCAGGUCCAGCGAGAUGAUCUGUCCGAGAAGCUAAGCAACUGGGAGGUCCAGCAAGAAGACCCCAAAUACAGCUUGAGCGACACCGAGAGAGACAAACUGGACAUCGCCACGGAGGUGAUCAGAGACAAUCUGGGGAGGAACUGGCGCAAACUAGGCCGCAAACUACGACUGGGGGAGACCAAGCUGGAGUCCAUCGCCACACGGCAUCCCACCGAUCUGGAGGAGACCGCCAUGGAGCUGCUGAAGGAGUGGAGGAAGAUUAGAGGACCUGAAGCCCAAACAAAGGAGCUGAUAGCAGCUCUGAGGGACUGUCAGCUCAAUUUAACUGCUGAUAAAAUCCAGGAGAAACUUAAACAGAAGGAAUUAUCCAGCUCAGAUUAGACCAGUAUCACCUUAGAAGCACGGAGGAAACCUGGGACUUUAUGAAACAGAUUAUGUUUGAAGAAAUGAACAAAAUGAUUUUUGUAAACAUCUGCUUCCUUACAGUUGUCUAAUGUUUACUAUACACCAGUGUUGCACCUUCAUUUACUGGAACACCAGAGGGCGCUGUUAGGUAGAUGGUUUAUGUAAAAACAUUAUUACCGUUUUUACAUGAACAUAAAUUAAUUUCUUGAUUUCCAAUAAGGAUAGGAACAAAAAUACAAAUAUUUCUAUUGUUGUAAAUUUGCAUCCCCAUUCAGCAACAUAAUUCAUCAGUUUAGAUUAGUUCAGAGAAAUGUUCCCUAUGAGCCGUCAUCAACAACAAACUGGAUGUAAAGAUGGAUGAUUUUUCUUUCCAAAUGGCCAAAAAGCAUUGAAAUGCUUUUGUUUCACUAAUUUAAUAAAGAUUUCAGAAAUAUCCAACUGUGUUUUGAAGAAUCCCCAGUUCAAACGACAAUCCAGUCCACCUCUUUUACAUUUUGGACUCCUGGAUUAGUUUUCUCAAAGAUUCUUAGUCCUCCCAGAGAGCUGCGAUCUUAGCCUAAAAAUUUCUGCAAAGGACUCACAGCUUCAGACAGAUUCAGUCAGCUGCCAAGAGACACUAGGAGAGGAGUUAACAAAAAAAUGCAAUUGUAAUGAGGAAGGAGUGGUUGAUCUUGUUGCUAGGCAUGGUUGAUCCAGUUGCUAGGUGUUUCUGACCCUUUUGCUAGGUGUGUCAUUGUCUUCUAGGGACUGUGUUUGGUUGAUACACGAAACAAAAUGAAAUAAAAAAAAACUGCAGCCACUCAGCAAUUGAUAAUUUACCGAU
Messenger RNA from Xiphophorus couchianus (Monterrey platyfish), 1856 nucleotides. It is a transcript of the gene fadd, whose product is annotated as Fas (tnfrsf6)-associated via death domain. The transcript is spliced from 2 exons. Gene Ontology annotation, molecular function: death receptor binding; caspase binding. The record is from RefSeq and is a predicted model, not a curated record. Gene Ontology annotation, biological process: extrinsic apoptotic signaling pathway; regulation of apoptotic process; positive regulation of innate immune response. Gene Ontology annotation, cellular component: CD95 death-inducing signaling complex. The coding region runs from base 419 to 1009 and encodes 196 amino acids. NCBI's taxonomy places the organism in Eukaryota, Metazoa, Chordata, Actinopteri, Cyprinodontiformes, Poeciliidae.